AUGCCCCGUAUCGUGCGACGCCGUCCGCUCGCCGAGCGCAUCCAAUCCUACUUGAAUCCGUGGGACUUCCUACUUUGGGUAUCCGAAGAAAUCGAUGGACAUGAUUGGGAUCAGAUGGAAAAGGAUUGGGGGCUCACUAUUGGAAUUCUACUGAACUUAUUAUUCCUUGUCACACGCGCGAACAGCCGCUCAAGUGUUAGUAGAGCUAUUGACGAUGUGUUUGGUGAAGAUGAGGGCGUGCCCUGGCUCAGUUGGCUUGCGACUAUGAUCACUCAUAUGCUUCUUGUUUUCUCUGUCGGAAAUGCAGUCCACACAUUUUGUCGCAAGAAGCACUAUCGCAUGUUCGAAGCGCCAAUCGACAAGACUAUUGCGACUCCGUCUGCGCACCGUGUGCGAGUGGACUCGAGUCCUAUUGCCUCUUCCCUCUCCGAUACCUUGCGAGAGCUUUAUCAACUGAAACGGGAUGUAUGGGAGGUUGCAAUUUGGGAUCCGUUACCCAUGAGCAUUCGCCUCUUAUGUUUGUUUAGCCCGGGUCAUGUCCUCAUCUACUGGCUCUUCCUGCCAACACACAUUUCCGAUCCCCGACCUAGCGUCACAAUUGUCACAACGAUCUUUCUCACGAUCCUGCUCUCGGCCCAAAUGUCCUUAAUGUCGACUUCCUACACACAACAAGCAAAAGACUCUGCCUUAGUGCACAAAGAAGUGCUCAAGGAGUACGAUACGAAAUUCGUGCACCCUAGAACUCGACCUUUGAUGAGAGACGUGGGCACACAGUUCUCGGAGACAAGUCCCGGCCCCUCCGCCGCUGAUGGCCAGAACAAGGUUGAGGUCUAUACACCAACAUUCAUCAUCAACCGGGGUUUCCAAACCAGCCCGAACCCUAACUAUGUGAACCACGUUGAUCCCGAGGGAUUAUCUCCAAGACGCCCCACUGCAGCCGGUACUCCCAGCGCAACAUCCAUCUUCCAAGCCCAGCCCUCGUUGCGCACACCUGUGAUAUCCCGUGAUGGUUCCCCUCUGGUGCGCACAGCUGGUACAUCCAUGCGUCAACCGCAAUUCCGACCAGCUUCUACAAGUACAGGCGAUGGAGGGAGCCUAGGCGUGUAUACACAUGCCAACUCUCCGUUGAGGAAGUCGGCAUCAACUACAUUCGCUGAACGGCGAGUUCAGAAUAAUGGUGAUUUCGUCUACACACCACGGGCAGCAAGCCCUUCAAAACCUAGUCCGCUCAAAAGGAGCAGUCUUGCAGGCCCUAUGAGUCCAGCGCCAGGAAUGGGAGUUCAUAGGGCAGGUAGUCUUCAAAAUCGUCGGGAAACUGGUCGGUUUUAG
This is a messenger RNA of Penicillium malachiteum, 1329 nucleotides long. Its product is annotated as Nur1/Mug154 family protein. The record is from RefSeq and is a predicted model, not a curated record. Gene Ontology annotation, biological process: regulation of exit from mitosis; maintenance of rDNA. Bases 1 to 1329 code for a protein of 442 amino acids. The transcript is spliced from 3 exons. Lineage: Eukaryota; Fungi; Ascomycota; Eurotiomycetes; Eurotiales; Aspergillaceae.